GAGAGAAAUGCAAAGGGAUGUAAGAUGGCAGAGCUACAAAUGCUAUUAGAGGAGGAAAUCCCUGCCGGCAAAAGAGCUCUUGUGGAAAGCUACCAGAACCUGUCCCGGGUCGCGGAAUACUGUGAAAAUAAUUAUGUUCAGGCUCAAGACAAGAAGAAGGCCCUGGAGGAAACCAAGGCCUACACCACCCAGUCCCUGGCCAGCGUGGCCUACCAGAUCAAUGCCUUAGCUAACAAUGUGCUGCAGCUGCUGGACAUCCAGGCCUCGCAACUACGACGCAUGGAGUCCUCCAUCAACCACAUAUCCCAGACAGUGGAUAUUCAUAAGGAGAAAGUGGCCCGUCGAGAGAUCGGAAUUCUGACCACAAAUAAGAACACCUCUCGCACCCACAAGAUCAUCGCCCCGGGCAACAUGGAGAGGCCGGUGCGCUACAUUCGAAAGCCCAUCGACUACACACUGUUGGAUGAUGUGGGACAUGGUGUCAAAUGGCUUAAGGCCAAGCAACAUGGGAACAAUGCAGCAGGAAGAGGAGGGACAAUCUCCAGGACCAACCCACCCACACAGAAACCACCAAGCCCCCCCAUGGCUGGUCGCGGUACCCUGGGGCGUAACACUCCCUACAAGACUCUGGAGCCGGUGAAGCCUCCAGUGGUGCCCAAUGACUACAUGACGAGCCCGGCCCGACUGGGCAGCCAGCACAGCCCUGCACGCACAGCCUCGCUCAACCAGAGGCCCAGGACACACAGUGGCAGCAGUGGUGGUAGUGGCGGCAGGGAGAACAGUGGAAGCAGUGCAGUUGGUAUCCCUCUAGCAGUUCCCACCCCCUCCCCUCCCAGUAUGGGGCAAGUGGCAACAUCCUCGGCCUCAGUGCCCCAGGGCCCCGGCUUGGGUCCCAUACCCAUGUCCCAAUUCGGCACCAUCUCCCGCCAGAUCUCCCGUCACAACUCCUCCACCACCUCCUCGGCCUCCAUGGUGUCGGCCACCGGCACCUACCGCCGCGCGCCCUCUGUCUCCUCCCAGCAGCCCCACAUUAAUGGGGGCCCUGCCUACCCACAGAACUCAGUGUCUGUGGCUCCUCCGCCUCCUCCUCCAAUGGUCCAGCUGACCCCACAGAUCCCUCUGACCGGCUUUGUGGCCAGAAUGCAGGAGAGCAUAACGGACAGCCCUGCCCCACCUCCUCCGCCUCCCCCAGAGGACAUUGGCGUGUUUGAGGAGCCCUCUCCCCCUCCUCCUCCCCCACCUGUGGACUACGAGGAAGAGGAGGCCGCGGUGGUUCAUUACAGUGAUCCCUACUCUGACGGAGACCCCCAGUGGGCGCCCAAGGCUUAUUUAGAGAAAGUUGUGGCCAUCUAUGACUACGCCAAGGACAAGGAGGAUGAGCUGUCCUUCAUGGAAGGAGCCAUCAUCUACAUAAUCAAGAAAAACGAUGACGGCUGGUUCGAAGGUGUCUGCAACGGCGUCACAGGACUCUUCCCAGGAAACUACGUCGAGUCGAUCAUGCACUAUGCUGACUAAAAAAAAAAAAAAAACCCCACCCGAAAUGGCACUGCAGUUUUGAACAGAGGUAAAACCGUGAGGAUGUACAGAUGUAUGCAGUCCAUCGAUUGCAGUUCAUGCGGCUCCCAUUACUGAAUGAAGUGCCAUUUCAAGUGAAUUUACAAAUGGUUUUCUUUUGGGGGGGCUUGUGCUUGCACGGUUUUGUUGUGCUCAAAAAAAAAAAAAAGUAUCGCACAAAGAAGGAGGAUGCUGAAGCUUUGGAAGACUGGGGUCUGUUAGUUUACACUGUGGACAGAAGGGAGGAGAUAAAGGCCUUUUUUGCUACCACUGUCACAUCCGUGGUGGUCGGUUGUACUUUUCCAAACUUCAGCUGUCACAUUUUGCCUCACCAGAAAUUACAUACAAUCAGAGUAGUUUAAAGAAUGCCAAGUAGAUCUAGAUUUAGUGUUAAUUUGUGUAAGUGCAACCAACAUUUCCAGUAUUUCCAGUAUGCAGUAGAUCUAGACAGGGAAGUAUUACUACGAUUUCAUGGAUUAAUGAGGCAGAGCAGCAUUGUUCUGAUGUGAACGCUGCACAGACGCUCCUACCCAUUUCUUUGCACUGUAGGCCAGCAGACCAACCCUUCCCUCCUUUCAAAUAAACAUCCAUCUUACCUUAUCAAAAAAAAAAAGGACAAACAUCAACAAGUGCAUUAGGACACGACUGAAUGUUCAUUGCCGUUGAUGUCCAAAUCACAAGAUGUUUGAGAGGGCACAAAAGCAACCUGGAGUUGUGUAUUUACUAUGCUCUGUGUCAGUGAGGAUGCUGUUCAAAAGGGUGAACUGAGUGUAUAGAAUGCAUUACAAAAAAAGAAAACAGUUUCUUCUUUCUGGUGAAAUUUCUUUUCUGUUCUCUAACUUGUAUAUAAACCGUAACGUGAGAAGAUGCCAGUACAGUACAUUUGUCAGUUAGUGUGUUUCACUCGUAAGUUUCCAUUAGCUUCAGUGGAAGUGAUGCCAAGAUUGGAUGUUUUUACUUUUUGAUUUGUUUAUUUUUACUUGAAUAAUAAUUUUAUUCAUCACUCGCAGUGCCAUUUUAACUUGAUCUGGGCAAAGUGGCCGUGUAUAAACUUUUUCUUUUUCUUUGUUCAGUCACGACUAUAUCGUUUUGAUCAUUGUCACUAUAUUUGCCGAUGCUGUCCAGCUACUGUAGCAGAGCUCUGAGGUGUUUCAGAGGAAGGACUAACACGUGUGUUUUCAUGUUGUUUUCCGUUGUGUUGGAAUAUCUGCACUGACUAGUUAUCAACAGCUAUGAUGACUUUGUGAUUGCCGCCAUUGCUUUGAUUUUUUUACACAGCAGUUGCUAUCCAGAAGUAUCAACUAACCUUUACACUUGUCUGUUCUUUCAGUGGUUGCUGGUGUGGUGCUUUACAUUGGUGCUCAAUACCCAUAAUCACCAACCCAAACAACCUCAAGACUAGACUGCUCUAUAUACUGUAGAAAUGUAACAAGGGACUUUAGUUGUAGAUGGUGAACAUCCUUCAGAUCUGUCACCUCUGCAUUUUAGUGAAUGUAGGCAACUCAGCAGUAAUGUACUAAAGCUUGAUUCAGUCUGCUGCUUACAGUAUGGUUUUGUCUAUCUACACACAGAUACAGAUAAAACAGAUAAAUGUCUGUGCUACAUAUGAAUGACCCCUGCUAGCUGCAGUGAAGGAAUGAAUUCCAAUCCACAGGUCUUAAAAACAGUGCUGAUAUGAAGACUUCUGUUCUGAUUUCUAACACUUUUACCAAAAUAAGAUUCCUGCUCUUACAAAGUGAUAGUUGGUGCACGUAAAACCCGCUGUCAAAUAUCAUUAAAGCUUAUCUCCGAUGUCCGUGUGUGUAACAAGCCACAUAAGCGAACAUAAUCAUAUGUACUUUGUCAAAAAAACGGGCAUUGAACAUGAACUUUUAUUUUGAAAUGGAGGCAGACUUCCUCAUGUGAGACGAGUACGAUCCAUUUUCACAAAGACAGACUAGGGAAGACACUGAGUCAAAUGAACAGUAUUCAUUCAGCCUCUGUGCAUGAAAAGUAUCUAAAUGUCAUUACAGUGAAUGACCACUACAUCCCAUUCUUGAUUGUAUUUUUUCCAUCAUGAGGUAAUUUUUUGUGAGAAAACAACUUUUUCUACCUAAUGUAUUUCUAGCUUUGCAUUCAACUUGUUUUUGUGUCAGAGACUGCUGAGGAAGGCUCGCUAGCAGUUUGUAUGUAAAGGAUUAAUUUAUACUUUUUUCAUAGAGAAACCAUGAGACAACCACUGAUGUGCAGAACUUUUUAAUGUUUACCACUUAACGUCUAGCAUUUCAGGGCAUCACAGGUCAAGGCGCCUUUCUUUGAUGUGUGUUUUCUUAAUGAUGAAAGGUGGGGUGGGGGAGGGAUCAGUAACUUAAAAUGUUCAUGGGAACAGAAUCCAAUAUUUGUCUUCUCCUCUCAGUUUGUACAUAGGAUGUGUCCAUUCAAAUUUAUGUACAGUCUUUUUGUAAUAAACAGCUCAUUGAAACAA
Dicentrarchus labrax (European seabass) is the source of this 4018-nucleotide messenger RNA. RefSeq names its product abl interactor 1. The record is from RefSeq and is a predicted model, not a curated record. Bases 25 to 1515 code for a protein of 496 amino acids. Gene Ontology annotation, molecular function: SH3 domain binding. Gene Ontology annotation, cellular component: lamellipodium; intracellular anatomical structure. NCBI's taxonomy places the organism in Eukaryota, Metazoa, Chordata, Actinopteri, Moronidae. The transcript has 11 exons.